Molecule: messenger RNA, 461 nt
Organism: Heteronotia binoei (common prickly gecko)
Lineage: Eukaryota; Metazoa; Chordata; Lepidosauria; Squamata; Gekkonidae
Gene: MED11
Product: mediator complex subunit 11
Exons: 3
Coding region: 33-461 (142 amino acids)
Biological process (GO): regulation of transcription by RNA polymerase II
Cellular component (GO): mediator complex
Molecular function (GO): transcription coregulator activity
Source: RefSeq, a predicted model, not a curated record
AGGGGCGCGACGGCGGUCGGCGAGGGCCAAGCAUGGCGUCGGGCUCGUCGGGAGGCGGCGGCGGGGCGUCAGGGGCGGCGGGGGGCGCGUACAGCCUGGGCCUGGCCAACGAGCGGCUGCGGCUGCUGGAGGAGCUGGAGCGGGAGAUCGGGGCGGCGCUGCAGUGCGCAGGGACGGUGAUCCUGGAGCUGUCCAAGGAGAAGCCCAACGAGCGGCUGCUGGACCGGCAGGCGGGGCAGUUCGCCGCCUCCGUGCAGAAGGUGGAGGCAGAGCUCUCCGCGCAGAUCCGCUACCUGGCACAGGUGGCCACCGGGCAGCCCCACGAGGGCUCCAGCUACUCCGCCCGCAAGGACUGCCAGAUGGCCCUCAACCGCGUGGACUACGCCCGCCUCAAGCUGGGGGACCUCUGCCGCGCCUGCGAGCCUCUCCUCCUGCCCGCCGAGCACCACCAGCAGCCCUGA